GGGCUUACGAGUGUCAUUGGGGGAAUGACCGCAGCCUUUGCGGUUGCAGCUGCCACCGCGACCAUGGUCUCCGGCAGCAGCGGCUUGGUCGCUGCCCGCCUCCUGUGCCGCACUUUUCUGUUGCAACAGAAUGGAAUUCGGCAUUGUUCCUAUACAACUUCCCGGAAAUAUCUCCAUGUUGAUAAAAAUACAAAGGUUAUUUGUCAGGGUUUCACUGGUAAGCAGGGCACUUUUCAUAGCCAGCAGGCGUUGGAAUAUGGUACCAAACUCGUUGGAGGAACCACUCCAGGGAAGGGAGGCAAGAUGCAUCUGGGCUUGCCAGUCUUUAAUACUGUGAAGGAGGCCAAAGAGCAGACAGGUGCCACAGCGUCUGUCAUUUAUGUCCCUCCUCCUUUUGCUGCUGCCGCCAUUGAUGAAGCUAUUGAGGCAGAAAUGCCAUUGGUGGUGUGCAUUACUGAAGGUAUCCCACAGCAGGACAUGGUGCGGGUCAAGUACAAACUGACACGCCAGGGAAAGACGAGGCUGAUUGGCCCAAACUGCCCUGGAGUCAUCAAUCCUGGAGAAUGCAAAAUUGGCAUCAUGCCUGGCCAUAUUCAUAAGAAAGGAAGAAUUGGCAUUGUGUCCAGAUCGGGUACCUUGACUUACGAAGCUGUACACCAAACAACACAAGUUGGAUUGGGACAAUCUUUAUGUAUUGGCAUUGGAGGUGAUCCUUUUAAUGGAACAGAUUUUAUCGACUGCCUUGAGGUCUUUCUGAAUGACCCAGACACACACGGCAUCAUACUGAUUGGUGAAAUUGGUGGGGCUGCAGAAGAAAGUGCUGCAGAGUAUCUGAAGAAGAAUAACUCAGGCCCAAAUGCCAAGCCUGUAGUGUCCUUCAUUGCUGGUUUAACUGCUCCUCCUGGCAGAAGAAUGGGCCAUGCGGGGGCAAUCAUUGCUGGAGGAAAAGGUGGAGCUAAGGCAAAGAUCUCUGCCCUUCAGCAAGCGGGAGUUGUAGUCAGCAUGUCUCCUGCACAGCUGGGAACCACCAUCUACAAGGAAUUUGAAAAGAGGAAGAUGAUCUGAAAGAACAACAAAAAAAGUUCCUUAAAACUGUGGAAUAAAUGAUAGACUUGUAUACCAGAAGCAGUUUGUUUCUGUUGUCUACUGAUUGUCAGCCCCUGUGCCCAACACUGAUCUUUCAGUACAACGAGAAGCCAAACGAUCUAGAAAUUGAGCUAUUUUCAUCUAUUGUCUAACAGAGAUGGUCAAUAAAUUUAUUAUUUGAUUUGAA
Molecule: messenger RNA, 1273 nt
Organism: Dipodomys ordii (Ord's kangaroo rat)
Lineage: Eukaryota; Metazoa; Chordata; Mammalia; Rodentia; Heteromyidae
Gene: Suclg1
Product: succinate-CoA ligase, alpha subunit
Exons: 9
Coding region: 25-1065 (346 amino acids)
Biological process (GO): tricarboxylic acid cycle
Cellular component (GO): succinate-CoA ligase complex (ADP-forming); mitochondrion
Molecular function (GO): succinate-CoA ligase (ADP-forming) activity; succinate-CoA ligase (GDP-forming) activity
Source: RefSeq, a predicted model, not a curated record